UAAUUUUUGUAACCUUAAAUUUGUGCCUUUUCUCCUCUUCGGGUCUGUAUUUUAUCUAUAUUUUGUUAUUCUUAUAGAUAAAAACCAGCGCCGGUUUUGUGAGUUGUCCUUCUCAACCUGCAAAGCAAACCUCUAUCCGUCCUCUCCAGCGGUUUUUGUGAUUUUUAACACUGCCCGGUGUUGUGGAUGUGUCGGCCGGCUGCAGCGGUGCUCGCGGUGCUGACCGCCUGUGUCUGCGUGCUACGAGUGUGCGCGGCGGGGAGAAGCCAGCAGCUCAAUUACCGGCCGGUCAUCGGUGUGUUGGCGCAGGAAAAUCUUCCAGGAGACCAGUUUGCUCGUGGCUCCUCUUACAUCGCAGCCUGCUAUGUCAAAUACCUGGAGGGCUCUGGGGCCCGGGUUGUACCUAUCAGAAUCAAUCGCACAGAAGAAGAAUAUGCCAACAUAUUCCGCUCAAUAAAUGGGUUGUUGCUGCCGGGAGGAGAUGUAGAUCUUCAAACAUCGCAGUUCAGUCGAGCUGCCAAGAUCUUUUACAACUUGGCUCUGAAGGCCAACGAUGCCGGGGACUACUUCCCCAUCUGGGGGACGUGUCAGGGCUUCCAGCAGCUGUCCGUCCUCACAGCCAACAAAAACCUGCUCACCCUCACUGACACCAAGGCUGUGGCUCUACCUCUCACUCUCACACCAGCGGCCCAGUCCAGCCGUCUGUUCCGAAGUUUUCCCAAGGACCUCCUGCAGUCUCUGGCUACAGAAAACAUCACUUCCAACUUCCACAGAUGGAGUCUGUCUAUACAGAACUAUAGCCGCAACGCCAAGCUGAAGAGGUUUUACAAGGUCCUGUCCACUAACAAUGACGGGAAGAAAGAAUUUAUCUCCACCAUGGAAGCCUACCGCUACCCAUUUUAUGCAGUGCAGUGGCAUCCAGAGAAAAGCCAGUUUGAGUGGAUAGAUAAGCCGGGCAUGAUUCACUCCUUGUCCGCUGUAAGAGCCUCCUUCUACACUGCCAGCUUCUUUGUCUCUGAAGCCAUGAAGAGCCAGCACCAGUUCUCCAGUUCUGUGGAGGAGGAGCGAGCUCUCAUCUACAACUUCUCUCCCGUCUACAGAGGCAUGCACGCCAUCUUUGUGCAGAACUAUUACUUUGAUUGACGGACUCUACCGAAGACGACCUUGGCCCAAGUAUAAAACCAAACGCUAUGGUGUCGUCUCUUCCAGUAGCCUCAAACUCCAAGUCAGUAAUUAGCAGUUUAGCUUAGCUGGUUUGCACAGUAAUAUGAAAUGCAGAAGUGCCAACAGAAGUGAUGGAACGCAGUGAUAUAUGAUACAAUAACAAAAUAAUAAAACUAAACGUUAUGUUCAAAAAGGUUUUUUUGAAUCUAAUAUUAGAUAAAUGACAGGUAUGAAUUUACAAAAGUGGCAACCACAUAGACGCAUGCACAAAAUCCACACAUGAACAAGAUCAUGUUUUGGCUUUGGGGGCACAA
Messenger RNA from Plectropomus leopardus (leopard coralgrouper), 1478 nucleotides. RefSeq names its product zgc:171566. The record is from RefSeq and is a predicted model, not a curated record. Gene Ontology annotation, molecular function: gamma-glutamyl-peptidase activity. NCBI's taxonomy places the organism in Eukaryota, Metazoa, Chordata, Actinopteri, Perciformes, Serranidae. Gene Ontology annotation, cellular component: vacuole. Gene Ontology annotation, biological process: tetrahydrofolylpolyglutamate metabolic process.